AUGCGUCAGCGCCAACUCGUCAAGAAGACGGAUCUUUUUGAUCGGCGGACGGAAGCUACAGCGAACCCUCGUGUCCACCGUUUUCUGCAACGCCAGCAGCCUCGAGAGCCGUCGGUGGAUGGCCACACAGACCGACACAAGAGGCAGUGUCCUCAGCCUGUGAAUUUUCCACGAGCUCUGCAUGUGCGACAGGAGGACGGGAGUCGGAGAGCGCAGUCUUUGUAG
This is a messenger RNA of Peronospora matthiolae, 225 nucleotides long. NCBI's taxonomy places the organism in Eukaryota, Oomycota, Peronosporomycetes, Peronosporales, Peronosporaceae. The record is from the annotation of a GenBank genome assembly.